AUGAGCUGGCCUCGCAUACUGAAGCAAGCGCCAAGGUGCGGUCAUUGUGCGCCAGCUACAGAAUCGCACCUCGCAGCAUCUUCGCAUAACGUCACCAACUCCUUCCGAUCUCGGUAUCGCGGGUUUGCUUCACAGCACGGCAAUAAAAGCUCGUCGCCAGCAUGUCUCUCCCCAGGUGCUGCCCGCCGCAUGUCGGCAGCUUCUACGGCAAUCGCCAAAAAGAAGGCUAUUGAUAGGGACUUUAUCGUAUCGGUUCUGGAGGUUUCAGCGACCAAGCGCGAUGCCAAAGGCUACCUACAGAAAUAUGCCGGCAAGACUGGCAAGAACCCAAAGUCUCUAGCCGAUUCACCUCUAUUUGUUCAAGGUGACCUUCAGCAAGAAACAGCGCCCGAAACACCGAAGCCUCCACAUGUUGCCAUCAUGAAGCUUCGCGCUCCCCAGGAGAUUGAUGCCGAGACUCUUGAUGGCGUGGCGAACACCCUCUCUCAAUUGCGCAAACUUGGUCUCUUGAGCGUGGUUGUCAUUGACUGUGGCAUCGAUGCAUCGCGAACGACUUAUCAGGAUCAGACUUUCCGGCUUUGUGAGGCUAUCGAUCGUUUCCAAGAUCAUGGAGCUCGCGCUGUCACCAAUGCAUUUGUGUGUGACGAGUCAUCUAUGCAAGAAAGCACACCACAGGAGCCAACGCCCGUUGACAUAAGAGUUGAAGAUCCUCGCUUUCUCGACCGCAUUCUACACCACCGGAUGUUACCCGUCAUCCCUUCAGUUGUCACUCGUGAUGUCACCCGGCCACCUCAACCGGUUGAUUCGAAUCAAAUCGUGUUGGCACUUACCAGAUACUUUGCGGGCUUGCAAUUCAACAAUUCUAGCGAGGCAGACAGUUCCCCUUCCGAACCCAUGGCUCUCGUAGAGAGAAUCAUCCUCCUUGAUCCUCUCGGAGCAACACCAAUGACUGGACGACCUGGGGCAGCUCACCGGUUCAUCAACCUACAACAGGAAUAUGAGCCGAUAUUGAAAGAGCUUAUGGGACCAGACGGAUCACCGCUUGUUGAUGACAAGAACAUUCGCGCCUCGACGACCGCUCAUGCUUCAAAUUUAGCUUUAGCUAAAGAUGCAUUAGCCAUGCUGCCGCAUACAGCAUCAGCUCUCAUCACGACGCCUAAUGCCGCUGCCAAUCUUACUGAGAUCUCAUCCAAGUCCUCCGAGCUGGCAGGAUCGAAUUCUGAAUUCGGGAUUAGCGGCAUGGUUACGACCCGGCGCAAGAAGAAUCCAUUAUUGCACAAUCUUCUUACUAACAAACCGGUAUUCUCAUCCUCUCUACCUAUGGCGCGCGCUCCAACCAAUUCUGGUAAGGAGCAGACGGUAGGGGUAUCCGUGGGCUCAACUCUUCUCAAAAAGGGCAUGCCCCUUCGAGUAUUCCCACAUCCCCGCGAGAAUCCAUGGCGCCCACCUCAGCCUGGGGGCCCUCGCUUGCGAUUGACCGACAAGUGCAUUGAUCUUCCUCGGCUGGUCCAUUUGAUUGAGGACUCAUUUGGCAGAAAACUGGACGUUGACGACUAUCUCAACAGAGUGAACGAAAACCUUGCUGGUGUUAUCAUCGCCGGAGAAUAUGAAGGCGGAGCUAUUUUGACUUGGGAGAAGCCCAAAGGUCUGGACGAUCAGACCGCAUAUGAGCAAGGCCGCUACGUCCCUUACCUGGAUAAGUUCGCUGUGUUGAGGAAGAGCCAAGGGAGCGGUGGUUGCGCUGAUAUUGUGUUCAACGCAAUGGUGCGAGGCUGUCUUCCCGAAGGUGUAUCUUGGCGAAGCCGAAAGGACAAUCCAGUCAAUAAGUGGUAUUUUGAGCGAUCUUUAGGAACCAAGAAAUUGUCAGACUGCAACUGGACAAUGUUUUGGACAACGCCUAGUUUGGAUAUGGAGAGUCCUAUUUUGCAGGAUUACGAAUCCGUGUGCAGGGGAGUAGAGCCGUCUUGGGCAGAUAAUAAACACAUCUUGGAAUAA
This is a messenger RNA of Fusarium coffeatum, 1995 nucleotides long. RefSeq lists its product as uncharacterized. Gene Ontology annotation, cellular component: mitochondrial matrix. Lineage: Eukaryota; Fungi; Ascomycota; Sordariomycetes; Hypocreales; Nectriaceae. The coding region runs from base 1 to 1995 and encodes 664 amino acids. Gene Ontology annotation, molecular function: arginine binding; L-glutamate N-acetyltransferase activity, acting on acetyl-CoA as donor. The transcript is spliced from 2 exons. Gene Ontology annotation, biological process: L-arginine biosynthetic process. The record is from RefSeq and is a predicted model, not a curated record.